GCCUCCGAGCGGUCUCAGUGUGGACCAUGGAACCUCCUACGGGGAAGGCAGAGUCGCUGCUGCUGCUCGCGCCGGUCACCGCCCUGCAGUGUGUGGGGGACCGAGUUCUGGCAGGUGAAGGGCCUAAUCUUCUAAUCUAUUGCUUGGAAACUGGCGGGCAGCUUGUAGUAACCCAAUCUGUGCCAAGUGUCCUCUGUCAUUAUUACAUCCAUGGCAUCAGGGAACUUCAGAGCCCAGCAUCUACGCAGGCAUCAGAGACAACCUUGGCUGUCUUUGGAAGCAAAGGCCUCCGUGUGCUGACAUUGAGCUGGGGAGAGGAGGCAGUGAAGCUGACAUGGCUCUCUCAGCUUUGUGAGCUUCAUGACUGGAUCUGGGAUCUUCACUGGGUCCAGGGCCCUGGAAAAGCCUCUUCUGCCCUGGCCCUAGCCCUGGGACACAACUCAGUGGUCCUUUAUGACCACCUUCAUCAGCAGGCCUUGCAAGAGGUACACUGUGAUGAGAUAUGUAUUAUCUAUUCUGCUUGCUUGGUGGGGAAGGACUGGCAGGAACUGGUGCUGGUUGCUGGAACUGUCUUUAACCAGCUUGUGAUUUGGCACCCAGCUGACUUCACCAGUGAGGAAAGAAGAGUCAAAGUAGAAAGAAGGAUAAGUGGGCACAGUGGGGUCAUCUUCAGUAUCUGCUACCUGGAGAGCAAAGGCCUUUUAGCCUCGGCCUCUGAUGACCGGAGCAUUCGGGUCUGGAGAGUGGGGGACCUGAAGGCCCCUCACAGCUUAGUUCAGUGUGUCCUGGUAUGUUAUGGUCACCAGUCCAGGGUGUGGUCUGUCCAGCUCCUGGACAACUAUAUCAUUAGCAUUGGAGAGGAUUCAGCUUGCCUUGUAUGGAAUUACGUUGGUGAAAUAGUUCAGACCUUUAAAGGGCACAAAGGUCGUAGCAUCAGGGCUGUGGCUGUCCACAGAACACAAGCCUGGGCAGUCACAGGUGGAGCUGAUUCGGGCAUUAGACUUUGGCCCCUUAAAGGCGACAGGCUUCUGGGCAACAGUCUCUUACCGCUCGGCUUUGGCUCAUUGACAAAGAAGGGAUCUCCAAAAGCCUUAACUUUAAUCAGUCCUUCGUGGCUUCUCGUGAUGACUGAUGUUGGAGCCGUGUAUCUUUAUGACUUGACAGUUAAACAGUGGAAGUUCAUCUUGGAUGAUAUCAAUUACCAGUCCUAUAAUUUGCUGGAUGCUGUUCAGCUACCUGGUGGUAGUGUGAUAUGUGCACUAGGGAACCUAGAGGGUCACGUUAAAAUAUUUCCCCUCCACUACCCACAAGAGGCAAAGGAACUGAAGAUUUAUAAGGGGAAAGUUCACAGCCUGAACUGGGUCACACGCCAGCCCCAGGAUCCAGAAAGGAAUGAUUUCUGCUGUGCUCUUUUUGCUUCUGGCCCGGAGGGUGUCUUGUUGUGGUUAGAUGUCUCAUUCUGCCCUUUAGGAAGGGUGGACAAGGUGGUGGAGCAACGUCGCUAUAUCCUGCCGCUCUGCAAACAAAGGUGGCACACCUGCCUCACCUUCUUACCCCAAGGGGACUUCCUCAUUUGUGGUGACCGCCGGGGCUCUUUGCUGUUGUUUCCUUGUGGAGAGGCCACUGCUGAACCAAGUGGGGAAGAGGUAGGAGGAAGGGAGAAUGGCAGCAAUGCUGACAGUGAUGAGGAUUGUGGGUCCAAUGAUUCUCUCACCCCUGAGGAGGGAGCUCCUGUGGAUGUUCUGUUUGGGAUUCAUGGGAAGCAAGGUGUUACCUCAGUGACUUACCACAAGGGUUAUGUCUAUAGUACAGGCAGGGAUGGCUCCUUCCAACAGCUCCGUGUGCAGGGCCAGCGGCUUCAGCCACUGUGGAAACAAAAACCUUGCAAAGGCAUGGACUGGGUGGCUGGGCUCAACUUUGCCCCUGAUGGAAGCCUACUUGUCCUUGGCUUCCAUUCCACUGACUUUGUAGUCUGGAGCCCAAGGACCCAUGAGAAGCUUCACAUAGUACCCUGUGGUGGAGGCCACCGUUCAUGGGGCUAUGCCCGCACUCCAGCCACCAUGGUUUUUGCCUACAUCAAGGCUGGGGAUGUCUUGGUGUAUCAGGCUCGGGAGGAGGGCAGCUGCUGCCAAGCAGUCCUGAAGGAGUCCCUGCAUGGCCGAGAACUCACCUGCGUGAGGUAUAUUGGAGCUGUGAGGACUCAAGAGGGGGGUGACACCAUUGACAUUCUGGCCACAAGUAGUGAAGACACAACCGUGAACAUCUUAGCUUUUGUAGCUGCUUCCUCCACAGUAUUUUUGCUUGCCACCAUCAAUAACCACAUCUCCAGUGUUCGGACCCUGGCAUUGUGUGAGGCAGAUACCAAUAGAGGAGAGCCAGCGGCAAGACUCCAAAGCCUCCUUUUCUCUGCUGGCGGUAGGGCCGAGAUGCAAUGCUAUCAACUUCUGGUCACUGUAGACCUCAGUGCCCCGGGAGGCCUUACCUGCCAAGUUACUCAUCUGAUUUCUCACCGGUUAGAUGAGCUCUGGGACCGCCAGAAGAACAAGCACAAGGUUAUCAAGAUGGACCCUGAAACCAGGUACAUGUCCAUUGUAGUGGUGACCAGUCCUCAGCAGUCUAGUCUUGGGCUUGUCUUGGCUGCAGCCUGUAGUGAUGGAUCUGUGAGGCUCUUUCUCGUGGAUGAAUUAGCUGGGAAACUACAGCUCUUAGCGGAGUCUUUUUACCAUCAGCGCUGUGUCCUGAAGAUCCAGACGUUGACAUAUGAGGCAGGGACUGGAACAAGAAGUGUGGUCCUGUGUACUGCUGCCACGGAUGGAAGUGUUGCCUUCUGGGACAUCACUGCUACCUUAGACCAUGCCCUUAGGGUCAUGAAGUCACCAGAAGGAAUGCAGCUGCUUUGUGAUCUGGGACGCCCCUAUCUGACCAUCCAGGCACACAGCUGUGGGGUGAACAGUCUUCACAUAAGAGAGACUUGUGCAGGGCGGUAUAUGGUGGCCAGUGGUAGUGAUGAUGGAUCCAUCCACAUCUGCCUGGUUGCUGUUGAAAUGCCCCUUGUUCCGCAAGCCUUAUCACAAGAGGACAGGAAGCUUGCUCCAAAGACCUGUAUGCAUGUGAUACAGAAGUUUUCUGUGGUUUCUGCUCAUGCUGCCCAUGUGACAGGACUAAGGAUCCUGAGACCAGACCUCCUGGUCUCUGCCUCUGUCGACCAGCGCCUGACAUUCUGGAGCCUGGGACCUACUGGCCUAGCUUUUGUGAGCAGCAGAGUCUGCCAUGUGGCCGAUGUGUCUGAAAUUGACUGCUGGGCCAGCAAGCCAUGCAAAGGCUAUCACUGUGUCCUCUCUGGACAUGGUUUGGAGAUCAUUCACUGGACAGGGUGAGCAGUAUCCUGGGAACAGCUAGAAAAAUCCAGCCCAUGGCUGCACUUCAUGGAGACUUUGUCCCUGGCAAUCCCAGCCCUGGUUCUGUUGCUACUCCAGGCAGUGUGUCAAAUACUUGAUCCUGUUCAGUGAAGGAAUAAAAAAAGCUACAAUUGAUCCUGGCACCUAAGAAGCCUUAUUUCAUGGAGAGAACAAAGGUCUUUGAGGAUGUUGGAACAUAAGGACUCCGUUCGUUCUCUGGGAUAUCUCUUGGCUUACCUUACCAAAGAAAGUAUUCCCAUUCUCCCUUCACCCUACAGCCUGGGGGCCUAGCCCAAGAGCUCAACACUCUGCUGAAGAAAAACUUGAUUCUUCAGAAUCCUAUGCCAGAUGGGUGAGCAGGUAUUGCCUCUACCUCUGAAAGUAACCCUUGAUCCUCCAUUCAUUGCUCCCUCACUCCUAGGAGGAUGCGUUUGGACUAGCCUGCAAUCCCACAGCAGACUGUGGAUGAACUGUGAGAUCACUGGUCUCAAAAGCCCAGAUUAUAGAGCCUCGGGCAAGGUACUGAGACCAGAACUACAGUAAGUUCAGGGGCCACAAGGAUGAAAUGGAUGUCGGCUCAUUGGCUGAGAUUUAGAGGACAACUUCUCCUGGAUGUUUUUGAUGACCCUCAACCUGCUGGCUCUUCCUGGAGAGCCAGUGUAGACAAAAUGUAAGAGUCUUCCAGAAUGCAUACCUACCUCCCCCAGUGUCUGGCCAUUUAGAAAAGUGCUCUCCUGACUAUAUCGCACCAGCUGAUGGCACGGUUGAGUUGGGAAAUGGAAAAGGCCAGGGCUGGGAGAGGACGUAGACAGGCACCAAGCCAUAGGUGGAGACUGGAUGUGAAUUGUCGUAUCAGCAAGCCCUGAAGGCUCACUUUCAAUCAGUCUCUCCAGUAAGGAGACUUAAAAGAUGGUUGUUGAGUAAGACCAGUGGAGAAAGGGUGACUGGGAAGUAUAUUCCCCUCCACGCCACCCCUCCCCGCCCCCCCAAGCCCCUCAGACCUAUGGUUUACCUCUGUCCUCAAUGCCACAUUCUCUUGUCCAUCCUUCUCUCUCAAGAUCUCCCUUCCUCAGUACACCUGUAAGCUCUUUGAGGACAAGGACUGUUUUGUCUUCAUAUUCCCAGCACCUAAUACACUGGCUUGUGCACAUAUUUAAUAAAAGCUUAUUAAAUUGGAUUAC
Messenger RNA from Trichosurus vulpecula (common brushtail), 4579 nucleotides. RefSeq names its product WD repeat domain 6 (gene WDR6). Lineage: Eukaryota; Metazoa; Chordata; Mammalia; Diprotodontia; Phalangeridae. Gene Ontology annotation, biological process: tRNA methylation. The coding region runs from base 27 to 3377 and encodes 1116 amino acids. Gene Ontology annotation, molecular function: protein binding. The transcript has 7 exons. The record is from RefSeq and is a predicted model, not a curated record. Gene Ontology annotation, cellular component: cytoplasm.